This is a messenger RNA of Alligator sinensis (Chinese alligator), 2289 nucleotides long. It is a transcript of the gene FBXO25, whose product is annotated as F-box protein 25. Bases 32 to 1138 code for a protein of 368 amino acids. The record is from RefSeq and is a predicted model, not a curated record. The transcript has 10 exons. Gene Ontology annotation, cellular component: cytoplasm; SCF ubiquitin ligase complex; nucleus. Gene Ontology annotation, biological process: protein ubiquitination. NCBI's taxonomy places the organism in Eukaryota, Metazoa, Chordata, Crocodylia, Alligatoridae. Gene Ontology annotation, molecular function: protein binding.
GAAUAAACUGCUCAUUGCUUAUAGGACAGUCAUGCCAUUUUUGGGCCAGGACUGGAGAUCCCCAGGAUGGAGAUGGAUUAAAACGGAAGAUGGCUGGAAACGAUGUGAAUCUUUCGAUCCAGCGCUUGAAGAUGAGAAGGCCCAACUUAGUGAUAUCAGUCACGCUAUCAUCUUAACAGUUGAUGAUGAAGACAUAUGCAAUACUGAAGAUUGUGAAUUUGCAGCCAAGAAAAGGAAAAAAGACCACUUUAGGAAUAACGCAAACUCACAAUGUUUUUAUCGUGAAAAAUGGAUUUAUGUUCAUAAAGAGAGCACCAGAGAAAGACAUGGUUAUUGCACCCUUGGAGAAGCUUUUAAUCGUCUAGAUUUUUCAAGUGCGGUUCAGGACAUCAGGAGGUUUAAUUAUGUGGUCAAACUUUUGCAGUUAAUCGCAAAAUCUCAGCUAACUUCACUGAGUGGUGCAGCACAAAAGAACUACUUUAAUAUUUUGGACAAAAUAGUGCGAAAGGUUUUGGAAGACCAGUACAAUCCACGCUUAAUCAAAGAUCUUCUUCAGGAUUUGAGUUCUGCGCUCUGUAUACUGAUUAGGGGAGUAGGAAAAUCGGUAUUGGUUGGGAACAUUAAUAUUUGGAUUUGUCGAUUAGAAACUAUCCUUACGUGGCAACAACAGCUGCAAAAUCUUCAGAUGAACAAGCAAGUCAACAAUGGUCUUACGCUUAGUGACCUCCCUCUGCAUAUGCUGAAUAACAUCCUAUACAGGUUCUCAGAUGGCUGGGACAUUAUUACUUUAGGUCAAGUGACUCCAACACUGUACAUGCUCAGUGAAGACAGACAGUUAUGGAAAAAACUUUGCCAGUACCAUUUUGCAGAAAAACAGUUCUGUAGACAUUUGAUUCCAUCAGAAAAAGGUCACGUUGACUGGAAGCUGAUGUAUUUUGCACUUCAGAAAUGUUAUCCCAUAAAGGAGCAAUAUGGAGACACUUUGCAUUUCUGUCGGCAUUGUAGUAUUCUGUUUUGGAAGGACUACCACCUUGCUUUGUUACUCAAGGAUACAGGACAUCCUUGUACAGCCAACGACCCAGAAACCUGUUUUAUGCCAGUUUCUCCUCAGCAUUUCAUCGAUCUCUUCAAAUUUUAGGCUGGGUAAUAGCUGUUUCUGUCUCUCUCUACUUUUGGUCAUCUCUGUAGUGUCUGCAGUGUAUUAUGCUUUUUGUGCAAUAUCUUUUUGUUGAACAUAAUUAUUUCAUUGUUUUAAAAAAGUGUGCUGGUAAGGAAAUCUUGGACAAGUGUAUUGCAUAUGCUAUUUGUGGGCAGAAAAGGACUGAAGAGGAAUAAAUGCUGAAGAGGAAAGCUGCAGUCUAUAGAAACGUUUGCAAAGGGCUCCUUGAAGUCCAAGGAAAAGAAAGUAGAUUUAGUCCUACCUUGCAGUCUAUUCUGCAUUGAUUUUGACAUUUCAUGAAGGUGACCAGCUUCAAACAUAUUGGAGGGAAAUUUUGAUGGAAGGGCUAAACUGUUCUUGGACUGACCAAGAGCAAUUUGUGUUAUUUCCUUGAGGUAAGCCACCAUUUUUCAAGCUCUCACAUAUAAUUUGCACAUUUUCAUAAAUAGCCAGCUGAUUCCUUCUUUGAUUGCUUCACGUUAGCAAGUUUGUCCUAGUCUUUGUAAGUUUGUGAAUAAAUUGUACUUGUGUGUGCGUGUUGUUGAACAAAUUAUGAAGGAAACCAAGUUCUGUAUAUACAUUAUGCAAAAUAUUUAUUUUUCCUAAAAGGUAUUUUAUUAACCACAUCAAACCUGUCUGAGCACACUCUAAACUUAAAAAGCGUGGGAGAUUAACCAAUGGCUGUUGGAGAACACUGGAUUUUUCUGGUGAUUGCCAGUCUUCAGUUGUAAUGGUUUUGCUGUCAGCAAUACUGUAGUAAGAUUUCUAGACAUCCUGUAAAAAAGGACAUGUUACUAAGGACUCCAGUAUAGCGGCAUUACCUUGUAGUAGUAACUGAGGCUCUAAUUUGGAAAAUCCCUCCGAACUAGGGAAAGCCAGCUUGUUGAUCUGGAGCACCUCCUGCUGGUGAAUCAGAAAUAAUAGUUCUGUAGGAAAUGACUUCCUUACAAUUUAGAAACUGAAAAUGACAACAUUAAAGAGGCUUACUUAUUUGGCAUAAGAAAAAAAACAACAAAAUUAACUUUUCUUCUUGCAGUGAUCAUUUACCAACAGCAUGUAAAAUACAAACAAAAUACAAAAUGUAAUAUAUUCUAAAUUGGCUUGUUUUGAAUCUAAUUUUGUACAAAGUG